AUGGGUGACCACACCUCUAUCAAGGACGCGUCCAUUUCGGAAAAGAAGCAAGAACAGAUCACCAACGAGUAUCUCCAACAAGAUGAGCCUCCAGCAACCAUUGCAUCUAAACAAGCCGAAGACAAACUCCGUCGCAAGCUUGAUAGGUUCAUUGCGCCAGUGAUGAUGCUCCUAAUGUUGAUAUCUUAUCUCGAUAGAGGAAAUAUUGGCUUCGCGGCUACUCAAGGGAUGACGCAGGAUAUCAAACUUAAGGCGGUGUCUGUGUUUUACAUCUUUUACAUCUUAGCAGAGUUUCCUACCUCAAUCCUCGUCAAACGCCUCCAGUUCAACCGUGUUAUUCCAGUCAUCACAUUCUCGUGGGGUUUAGUGUGCCUAUGCACUGGGUUCGUGCAAAACUUCGCGGGUUUAAUUGUUUGUCGUAUUCUACUUGGCUUCUUCGAGGGCUGCUUGUUUCCUGCUAUGACACUUUUCAUGUGUAAUUGGUACACGAGAGAAGAGCUUGGAAUUCGUGUGGCUUAUCUGUUCGUUGCUAGUGCCCUGUCGGGAGCAUUCGGAGGUCUUAUUGCUUGGGGCAUUCUCCAUAUGGAUGGCGCGGCUGGCUACCCAGGCUGGCGAUGGCUCUACAUCAUCGAAGGCAUCAUCACUCUAGUAUGGGCCGUUAUCUGCAUCUGGGUCGUGCCCAAGAACUACGAAACAGCCUAUUUCCUCAACAGCGAUGAAAAAGCCAUCAUGCGCCAACGAGCCGAGCGCGCUGAAGCCUACUCUGGAGGUAGCGGCCACUAUGGCAAAGCAGAGAUCAAAGAAGCUGCCAAAGAUAUCAAAAGCUGGUUUCAUGGCACUAUUCAGAUCUUCGUGGUGACAAUCCUAUAUGGUUUCGGAACUUUUCUUCCAAUUAUAAUUCGUUACGGCUUCAAUUAUUCGACUGAGCAGGCACAAUAUCUUGUCAUCCCCGUCAACCUCUGGGGCGCAAUUGUCUAUGCCAUCGGUGCCUACCUUUCCGACCGCUAUCAAAAGCGCUUCUUGCCCCUAAUCCUCAUGGCACCCUUCGGCAUCGUAGGCUACGUCAUCCUCUUAUCCCCAGUCUCCACCGGCAUCCGAUACUUCGCUACCUACCUCAUCGCAACCUCAUGUUUCCUCUGCACGGGCGGCAACAUCACCUGGCUCUCUGUAAACUGCGCCCCGGACGGAAAACGCGCAGCAAGUCUGGGAAUCCUCCUCACCCUCACGAACAUUGGCGGUGUCGUCAGUGGCCAGAUUUAUCAGUCUAAUGCUGCACCUGGGUAUAAGCUUGGUCAUGGAUGGUCGUUGGGGUGUCUAGUGUUUGCUUGGUGCGCUUGGUGGGUUAUCUUUGCUAUCUACAAGCGACGUGAAAAGAGGAAGGAUGCAAAACUUGCAGCGGGAUAUACAAGGGUGGAAGGGAGUAUGUAUACGGAUCGUGAGCCAGAUUUUAGAUACCAGAUCUAG
This is a messenger RNA of Aaosphaeria arxii CBS 175.79, 1464 nucleotides long. RefSeq names its product retrograde regulation protein 2. Gene Ontology annotation, molecular function: transmembrane transporter activity. Bases 1 to 1464 code for a protein of 487 amino acids. Gene Ontology annotation, biological process: transmembrane transport. The transcript is spliced from 4 exons. NCBI's taxonomy places the organism in Eukaryota, Fungi, Ascomycota, Dothideomycetes, Pleosporales. The record is from RefSeq and is a predicted model, not a curated record. Gene Ontology annotation, cellular component: membrane.